This is a messenger RNA of Gossypium arboreum, 708 nucleotides long. RefSeq lists its product as uncharacterized. The record is from RefSeq and is a predicted model, not a curated record. Bases 1 to 708 code for a protein of 235 amino acids. The transcript is spliced from 2 exons. NCBI's taxonomy places the organism in Eukaryota, Viridiplantae, Streptophyta, Magnoliopsida, Malvales, Malvaceae.
AUGAAAGACCUCUUGUCCAAGAAGAAAAAGCUCACUAAUAUUGAAACUUUUGUCACAGAAGGCUGUAGUGUUGUUAUGACAAACAAGUUUCCUCCUAAAUUGAAAGAUCCUAGGAGCUUUACCAUCACAUGUUCAAUUGGCAAUCAUUAUUUGGGUAAGGCUUUAUGCGACUUGGGAGCUAGCGUUAACCUAAUGCCACUAUCUACUUUCAGAAUGUUGAGAAUUGAUCAUAUGAAAUCUACUACAAUAACAUUACAACUAGCCAUUCGAUCAUUGGCUCAACCUGAAGGGAAACUAAAAAAUGUCUUAGUUCAUGUGGAUAAAUUCAUUUUUCCGGCUGAUUUUAUCAUACUUGAUUGCGAGGCAGACAAGGAGGUUCCCAUAAUCUUGGGACGGCCAUUUUUAGCCACUAGCCGAACUCUUAUUGAUGUUUACAAAGGUGAACUAACCAUGCGACUUAAUGAUGACAUGGUUGAAGCUAAUAAUAUUGAACUCAAGCAUGGAUGGCAGAUUGAAUCCUUAGACCUAGCCAAUAGAACAACCCCAAUUUUCAAACCAUCUAUUGAAAAAGCUCCUACUCUGGAAUUGAAACCACUUCCUCCUCAUCUUGAAUAUGUCUUUCUAGGUGAUUACAAUACUCUCCCAGUUAUUGUCUCCGUAACACUGGAUGUAACUCAAGAAGAGAAAUUGGUCUAUAUUCUCAAGUAA